AUGUCACCAUUUCCACCAUUUCUACUUCUCUUUAUGCUUCUUCAUCUCCAAAUUUCCAAAAUCAAAGGUUCCGAAGAGUGUCUAGAUCGUCCUUGUGUAGAAUGUCGACAUUUUUCGAAACCCGAUGAUUCUUGCCUACAUCACGGAACUCAGCCCUACUUAUUUUGUGAUCUGCAGACCAAGUGAGUUAGCCUAAAUUUUGAGCUUUUUCAAACGGAGCAUCGUUUUUGCUUUCAAAAUUUCACAAACGAUGCUCCCCGUUGACAUCUCUAUAAAAUAAAAUUUGCCAGCCUAAUCCAAAAAUCGUCCACCAACUUCCUCGAAUGUGCUCAAAAUCGCUGGAUGCUUCGCGAAUGUGUCAGCGGAACUUUGUACGAGCCCGGAAAAGGCUGUGUGGAUCCGACGAUUCAACCGUUUGCUCAGGGAUUUUCGGUUUCGGGAAGCGGCCGAGUCGGCGAUGUUUGUCAAUAUAACACUGAUUGUUUGGGAGUGAGUUUUUCAGGAUGAGCUUUGAUCUCUAUGUAACUCCAAAAAAUUUCAGGGAAUGUACUGCGCAACCGGUUUGUGCACCUGUCUCAGCACCUAUAUCCUGCGAGAAUCCUACUGCUAUGAAAGUGAGUUGUGAGAAUCCCACCCCAACCCCUUCAACCUCUCUGAUUUCCCAGAAGUCAACCCCAACCAACCCGGCUGUACCUACGACGUGCAAUGUGAAUCAGUCUGGCCCGGUUCGAAGUGUCGUAUGGAUUCCUCAAUCGGAACUUGUCGAUGUCCCGAAGAAACGCACGUGGCACGUGAAACCCGCGAUGGUUGGGUGUGCAUCUCGCUCAAGGAUCAAUCAUCCGGCGGAACAGCUCCCCUAUACUUCGUGUGUCCUCUGCCAGAAGGUGCUGGCUUCAAGAUCUCGCUGAAUGAUCCAAGUCCAGCGAUGGGUGCCUUUCCAGUCGGUUGCACAGUCGGCUCUUCGGCCACCAUCGAACCGGUUCAAGGUUUACACGGUGGCGGUGCUUGCAAUUGGCCGAGUGAUGGUGAAUACAUUGGUGAUAUUUACGAUUGUAUUCACACGUCGCCCCACAUACUUCUCGCUGAAAAAUUCCCGCAGAGUAAUUACGCGGCCACCGCAGAUGGUGUGUGUUGCCCGAGUCGAGCUCUAGCCUGCAUCCAACCGCAACUCACCGGUCCAAAUCCUUCCGAACCUAGGUGGUGGUAUAAUUCAGUUACGGGAACUUGUCAACAAUUUAUGUGGGAUGCGCAAGCUUCGGAGGCCAAGUUUCAUUCGCCGAAUAAUUUCAAGACUAUUCAGCAUUGUGAAUCGUAUUGUAGAGAUAGUGAGUUUGGGGCUGACAUGAGCAAUAUGAAAAAGAGUAAUAUGAGCAAUCCUUGACUCUAAAUGACCCGAGGAAUACCAAUACCUCUGGGGGUACUAUGAGCAAUGCCUCUGGAGCAUUGCUAAAAUGAGCAACAGCUCUUUGACACAAAAACCUUACCCACGACCAUACAAGGCGCCCGUUGAGUCAGACGCGAGACGACGAGAGUAUUUUGCAAAAAAAAAUAUACCGAAAAUGAAUUUCGCUUCGAGAUAUUUUCAAUAAAACAUGUGUUCCUUGAAACAAAAUACGGUAUUUUUUCAAAGGGACACAUAUUUUCUCAAAAAUAUCUCGAAGCGAUGUCUUUCUCUGUCCCAGAUGACGUCAUCAGACUCCCGUCGUCUCUCGUCUGACCCGAGGGGCAAUUUUCUAUUGGAGUAAAUGGUCGUGCCUAGGCAUCAUUAAUAUGAGCAAUAUCUGAAAAUUUUAAUUUCCAGCUUGUCAACGUGGAUCUCCACAAUACUCAACCGAAGCCACCGUACACUCGGAACGUCCAAUAACCUCCUGCGCCGCCUCGAUUUCCUGUGCCAACGAUUUCCAAUGCACAGCCAUCGGCAGUCAACAUCUCUGCUGUCCAACCCCGGGCUCAGUUUGUUCAGCUCGCGGUGGUCGACCGUUCGAUAUUCAACCACGCAACUCGAUCUAUCAUCAAGGAUUCCUGGUUCACACUGGCAAAGAGAGUAUUCGAUUCUAUUAUGAUCCGGGAACCGGACGAUGUCACGAUUUUGUAUACAAAGGAUCGGGUGGAAAUUUCAACAACUUUUUGUCGAAACACGAGUGUGAGAUGUAUUGCGCAAGGUUGCAGUGUGAACGCGGUUCGCCGCUGAGAAUUGGCGAGGAAUCGCAGAGGUGUCAGAAUAAUGGACAAUGCCCAUCGUCGCACGAAUGUAAAGCCGAUCAAGGAGUUUGUUGUCCAAGGAAACGUGAGUUAGGGGAACUCUGGGGGAAGAAAAUAUGAAUAAGCAGAUCAAAUCCUAAUCUCGAAAUUUAUAGAAACUAUUUGCGCGCAACCACUUCGAAUUGGAGACUGCACGGAAAACGUGAAACGCUACUAUUACAAUGCAAAAACCCGGCAAUGUCAAAUGUUUGAAUACACGGGAUGUCAGGGAAAUGACAAUAAUUUCGAAUCGAUUAUGGAUUGUCAGAAUUUUUGCAAAAACGCGAUACGUGAGUCCUAAAUACUAAUAAAGCCUGAUUUUUGAAAAAGUUCGAAGAGAGGUCAGAAAUUAAAAUCCCAAUUUCUCCAAGUACGGUAUUCCUCUGCGUCACUAACACCGUUUCGAGACCACCACAUUGGGCAGAGAAACCAAGUCAAAUACGACCAUUUACUCCAAUAGAAAAUUGCCCCUCGGGUCAGACGAGAGACGACGGGAGUCUGAUGACGUCAUCUGGGACAGAGAAAGACAUCGCUUCGAGAUAUUUUUGAGAAAAUAUGUGUCCCUUUGAAAAAAUACCGUACUUUGUUUCAAGGAACAUGUGUUUUAUUGAAAAUAUCUCGAAGCGAAAUUCAUUUUCGGGAUAUUUUUGCAAAAUACUCUCGCGUCUGACUCAACGGGCGCGCCUUGUAUGGUCGUGCAAAGACGAACAUAUGGGUCUCGAAGCGACUGGCAGAAACACCGUACUUGGGAGGAAUGACAUUUGAAUUUUCAGGCUCCGUUUUAUGCCAAAUUUUUUUACUAGGAAAAAAUCUCAACCCUACAAAAUUUUCAGCCGAGCCAAAAUGCAUCCAAGGUCAAGCCUACAAAGACAUGUUCGGUAACUUUGUGACCUGUUCAAAUGGUAUGGGAUGCCCGGCAAAUUACGAAUGCUAUUUCGACGGUUCACAAUGGGGAUGUUGUCCGACCAAAUCAUUCACCUGUUCUCUCAAUCCUGAUGCCGGUAUUCAAUGUGGCGCGGGUAGCACUUUCAAAUAUUACUAUAAUGCUCAAACCCAAAAUUGCGAAUCAUUCCAAUACAACGGCUGCGACGGGAAUUCCAACAAUUUUGCGAAUCGCGAUGCCUGCGAGUCAUAUUGUAGUGUGGGAGGAUGUCCGAAUGGUGGGACACCUCUUCGAGAUCACUCUGGUAUGGUUAUGGUAUGCGCGUCUACUAGUAAUUCGAUGAGUGGAAGUGGGACUGGACAAUGUCCAGAGUCUCACGAAUGCAUUCCAGUUCUUGUCGGUAACUCGAUGAUCAAUCGAUGUUGUCCGACUCGCGCUUAUAUGUGCGGACUUCCACCUCAACAAGGUACACAAUGCGGUGCAAAUUAUGUGCAAAGAUUCUAUUUCAAUAUUGUUACCGGCGCGUGCACCUCCUUCCAAUUCGGAGGAUGUGACGGGAAUGCCAACAACUUCCUAAACAUCCAACAAUGUCGAAAUUUCUGUAUGAGUAAUUCAUGUCCCGCUGGCAAUGUGGCAUACGUGGAUCCCAACUCACAAAUGCCGAUUAAUUGCAACGAGGCGUUGAACAACAGUUGUCCGCCAGGAUACACAUGCACAUUCAAUCCACUGAUAAAUAACCAUGUUUGUUGUGGAGCCACCGAUUCGGGAGUUUGUCCGGAUGCCGAAAAGGCGUUUAUUGAUACGAUUGAUAUGUCGGCGCGGGAAUGUUUGAUCAAUAUUGAGCAAUCGUGUCCAGCCAAUUAUUUGUGUCGAUUUAAUAUGCAGAAGAAUAAGUAUUAUUGUUGUUCGAGUAUUUCGGGAAGUGAGUUUGGGAAAAGGGGGGCUAGAAAAUCAAUAUUGACACUGAUAACAUCAGAGCUGUGGACUUCAAACCAAGAGUAUAACUCUCAUAUUCGAAGCCUAGGCUGGCCUAGAAAACCAAACUCGAGAGUAGUGGAUUUCGUUAAAGAACCUUAACAUAGAGCCUACAUCAUUAUGGCCUAGAAAUUAGAUGUCUAAUAAAAUCCUAGGCCAACUUAGGAUACAGUCGAGUCAUAGAUCUAGAUUCGGUUUCACCUUCAUCUAAUGCCCAUUUCCCACUAAUAUUUAUGUCUUCCAGAAACCUGUCCCACCGGCAAAUUCCUCCACAAAGACAUCCGCACCCAACAAGCAAUCCGCUGCACAAUCGGUCGAAAUGAUCAAUGUCCCGAAGGCUUCACCUGCCAAUCCUAUCUCGCCGAAGCUUUCCAAGGCUUCUGCUGCACCGCGCAAGCAGUCUGUCCAGACAACGCCGAUUAUCUCAUCGAUGAUCAAUCCCAGCAACCAAGAGCAUGUACAAUGGGAACAUUUGUAGCGUGUCCGAAUGGCUAUGCUUGCAAAUCGCAAACUGGAUCAUCCGAUGGUUUUUGUUGUAAAUCUUCUGGCUUAGCUGGAUCGUCUACUGGUUUACCUCCUUCGAUCACAGAUGGUUGUCCUCCAGGCAAUUUUGUGUAUCUAGUAGCUGGUGAGAUCGCCCAAUGUGACCCGUUCAACCCACCAAAUGCACCGUGUCCAAAUGGAUUUACCUGCCAAUGGUCAUUGUCUAAUCAACGAUAUCAAUGUUGCGGAAGUAACCCUGCUCCAAUCCCAACUCGUCCUUCCGACGGUUGUCCGAAUGCGCAAGUCGCAUAUCGAGGCGACGCGGAAAGUGUGCGAGUCUGCAGUGCAGGCGCAGCAAACUGCCCCGUCGGCUACUUCUGUCAAUUCUCCAGCGCCAACAAUCAAUUCCAAUGUUGUGGUGUUGGCGGCGGUUGUCCGGCAGACAGUGUAGCGUUCGUCGGAAUGUCGGGAGAGCCCGAGAAAUGCGUGGUAGGCCAAUCGAACUGUCCAAAAGGUUUCGGAUGUCAAAAAUCGGCCGACGGUGUGAGCCAUGUUUGCUGCACAGUGAAAAAAGUGGCCUGCGAGCCGGAAGAGAUUGUGAUCGAUGGAACUUGUUAUCCACAAGUCGGGCCUGGUGCAGCCUGUCUAGCCAAUGAGCAAUGCACAAACGGAGCGACUUGCAACAAAGAGGAGGGGAAAUGUGAUUGUCGCGCGCCUCUGAAACUUGUCGGCGGUUUUUGUCGCGAGGAAAUCGAGUGCUCAGAUCGACAAGUUCUCCACAAUGGGUUGUGCCAUAAUCGCGCGGAACUCGGUGAAUCUUGUCUAACUGUCAAGCAAUGCCCAGAAGAUAGUGGAUGUGGCGAAGGAAUUUGUGAGUGUAGAAAAGGAUUUGUUGAGAAAGGUGGAAGAUGUGUAACGAGGAAGGAAGAGAAGGAGAGGAAAUCGACAACACAUUCGAGUUCGACAUCUAAAGCAACUUCGAAGAGUGGAUUUACGAAAAGUGCAUCGACUAAAGGCAGUAGUAAAGGUUAGUAGAUUAGGGUUAGAGAAAUGGGAAGGAAAAAUAUCGACUUCCAGAAUAAGGUCAGAAAAUUAAUAUCGGUUUUCAAGCCCGAUUUUCAGCCAAUUUUGAAUCUAGAAAUUAGUUAAGCUUAGGCUCAUUUUGUAGAGAAUUUCAGAUUUUGUCUGGAAAUCGCGUUUAAAAAAAUAAAAAUUGUCUGACAAAACCAGAUUUCCAGAAAAGGUAAGUCCCACCCACAAAAACCUUCUUUCUUCAUCUUCUUCUUCUAAAAAUCUAGCAUGUCAAAAACAAUUUACAGCACCACCAACAGGAGGUGCAAUAACUUGCGGGAAACCCGGUUGGUUACCUCUCUAUGAUUUGGAGAAUAGCGAUCGACCAAGGCAUUGUAGUCCGAUUGGAAAGGCGUGUCCAAAGGGUUACGAAUGUCAAAUCAAUAAUCGAAGAACACAAUAUCUUUGUUGCGCUUUGGAUAAAGCAUUUUCAACAACCAAGGGAACUUCUAUGGGGUCUUCGACAAGGAAAAUGGAGGCUUCUAGUUCUACUACACAAGGUAAACGGGAUUGAUUGCUCAUGUUAUGUGCUUUUUUUCAAACUAACGUUUUCGUUGCAGAAAUUCAGUCAUUGUUAGAAAUGACGAAUAUGAUUUUUUUUUUGAAGAAAUUUUUUUUAAAUAUCACGUGAAAAUUAAUAAUUUUUAGAUGAACCUUUAACUAAAGUUUCCGAGCUAUGACGUGGCAAAUAACCGUUUCCAACUAACCAAUCAAAAAGUAAACGCCCUUCCAAGUAAAAUCCUGAACUACACAGCUCUUCAGAAAUGUUCUGUCCCUACAAAAAACCCCCUUCUUUUUUGCAGUUUGCCCAUCUAACCGUACUCCAUAUCUUCUGAAUGGUGUUCCGCAAAAAUGUACGGCUUCACGUUGUCCGACGGGAUACGAAUGCACCUACGCCGGCUCCGGCUCCUAUCAUUGUUGUUCGCACGUGCCAGCUAGACGUUAGUGCUUUACUUCUUUCAAAAAAAGAAUUUUUUUCGCUCCCAAAACUUAUUCUCUUAGUUUCAGCUCCCAUCACUUCCACUUCCCAACUCGAAGAAAAAUGUCCACGUGGCAAUCCGUUGAUCUAUCCGUCAACAAGCUCGCCGGUCCUCUGCCAACCGGGCAAACGUGGUUGUCCGGUGGGUUUUGGAUGUGUGCCGAGUCAAGUGUCAUCGAAUCAUAUUUGUUGUCCGUCACGGCAUUCUGAUCGGCCGGCCGAGAAGUUCGGAUUGGGUUCGUAUAGUUAUAAUCAUCGCGGUGGACCGCCGGCUGCUGUGAAUCCGUGCGAAGGUUAUAUGGUGUUGGUGACGAGAUUGGUGAAUGGGAGAAUUGAGAAGAGAUGUGGUGAGUUGGAUAGGGACGGGUUAUCAUUAGAGCGCAUCUGAAAAUUAAAAAAAUGUUUUUCAAAAAUAGCAAAUGCGCUCUAAUCGAGAUGAGCCAGGAAUUUUAAAUUUGAAGAAAAACAACUCAAAAUCCCAUUCGAGCACAUUAGCCUUCUCACAUUUGAAAAAAAAAUUGAAAAUUGUCAGUUACCGUACUACAUUCUCAAUAGAGCGCGCUUGAUGAUUGUUCUUCAAAAAUGUUGUUUUCUCUCAAAACAGCAAAUGCGCUCUAAUUGAAAUAAGCGCAUUUCACCAGGAAUUUUGAAUUUCAAGAAAAAAAACUCAAAAUCUCAUUCGAGCACAUUAGCCUUCUCACAUUUGAAAAAAAAUAUUUUAAAAAUUGUCAGUUACCAUACUACCUACAUUCUCAAUAGAGCGCACUUGAAUAUUAUUCUUUAAAAAUGUGUGUUUUUCUCUCAAAGUAGCAAAUGCGCUCCAAUCAAAAAACGUGUUUUCUUCUCAGAUUCAAAAAGUUUGAAACACUCGAGAAGAAAUUAUUUUGAAAAUUUUCGGUUAACCAUAUUUUUAUCAGUAGAGCGCGUUUCCAUCCCACGUUGUUUUUUUUUUCAAAACCCAAUUUUUGCAGAGCGAAGUUGUCCUUUCCCACAAAUCCCAAUCGGUGGUGUGUGUUACGAAAUGAAGAAGAAGCCCUGAAUUUGAUCUACCCAAAUAUAUUCUAUACAUUAUCCCCGUCGUGACCAGUGUCCACACAAAAAUACACACGAUGUGUCAAAAGUCACAGUAGUCUCCAUAUAAUAUUUGCACUACUACACAGAUAUAUUUUGACAUGUUUUUGACAUAUCUCAACUCCCGCCUUUUAUUUUUAUCUUCUUCCCCAUAUUAGUAGUGUUUAUCUCCUUGAUUUCGAUGAUUUUGUGCUACUAUAAUUUAUUUUUGUUGAUAUUUUUGAGUUAUUAUGUUUCAUGUGCAGGUUCGUUUUUAUUUUUUGUGAUCAUGAUUAUUUUUUUUAUUAUCAAUAUGCUUGACAGUUAGUUGAGUUUAGUAGGUACUGUGUGACCAAUGAAUUUAUUUUAUGUUAUUUUUGAAACGUUUCUAGGGUUCAAGUUACUAGAACUCCAAAAAAUAAUUUUUUUUUUCCUAUAAUUUUUAAAUUUGAAUUCAGUUCCAGAAGAACCAAUCCGUCUGAAACGUCAGACUGGAAGUGGUCGAGUUGGCGAUGCGUGCGCCUUUAACACAGAUUGUCUAGCCGGAAUGUUUUGUAAUGGUGGACUGUGCUCCUGUCUAACCACUUAUAUUGCCGCAGAAGGAUAUUGUUAUCAGAGUGGGUUUUGACUCUAAUAUGAGCAAUGCCUCAUUUCUCCCAUUUCAGAGAUUGAUCCCGGUCAACCGGGAUGUGUUUACAAUGAGCAAUGUGCUUCUGUCUGGCCUGACGCGUUUUGUGAUACUUCUGCAGGUGUUGGAACUUGUAGAUGUGGAGAGAACAAAGUUGAAAGAGCUACCAGAGAUGGACAUGUUUGUCUAGAUGUUCUGGACGCCAAUCAUAAUACUCUUGCUAUUACUUGCCCACUUCCUGAGGGAGCUGGAUAUACAAGUGCACUUUCCGAUCCGAAACAUCCGAGACAAAGUGAUGGACCUGGGCCAGUUCUGUGCAAUACGGAUUCGACGACAACGACACAAACAUCGGAAGAGACGAUCGGUGAUGGAAAUUCGGCAUGUCUUUUUCCAUCGAAUGGUCAAUUCAUCGCUGAUCAAUAUGAUUGUGUUGAAUUCGUCUCGAUGUUAGACUUGACAUCUAGUGGAUACAGUGAAAAAGCAAAUGGUAUCUGCUGCCCGAAUCGUGCAUUCACCUGUGUUCAACCAACUGCAACUGGUCCGAAUCCAACAGAACCGAGAUGGUGGUAUAAUUCGAUUACUGGAAUGUGCCAGCAAUUUUUGUGGGAUCCAACGGCGGCGGGACCCGGAGAACAUUCUCCAAAUAAUUUUAGAACUGUUGAGCAUUGUGAAAGCUUCUGUAGAGAUAGUAGGUUAUACCAAAAAUUUAUUCAAAACAAUUUAAAAAAAAAAAAAAUUUUCAGCUUGCUCUCGAGGAGCUCCCGAAUAUGUGCAACGCUCCUCCUUUCUCGAGCAAACCCCAAUCACCGGAUGUUCCCAAACUUCUGCCUGCUCCUUCAACUUCGAGUGCAAAUCCGCCGGCUCCACUCAAUGGUGUUGUCCAUCAGUCGCCGCAGUCUGCGGACCAAUCGGUGGUCGCCCAUUGGAUCCAUCGGUUUCAUCAAGAGGCACAGUUUAUCACGCCGGAGUGGAGAAGCAAGGCACUUCCACUUCUACCCGCUUCUUCUAUGAUCCAAGUUCAGGAAAAUGCAGUCCGUUCACUUAUUUGGGUGCUGGUGGGAAUUACAACAAUUUCCUGUCGCGUAUUGAUUGUGAAUUGUAUUGUGCGCGACUUCAGUGUGAUCGAGGAAAUCCACUGAGAAUUGGAGAUGUUACACAGUCGUGUACAUCGAAUAAUGAUUGUCCAUCUUCUCACGAAUGUAAAAUGGAUCAAGCGGUGUGUUGUCCAAGAAUGCGUGAGUUUUUCGGGUGAAUCGCAGAAUAGGCCCCCACCUCAAAGUAAGCCCCCACCAACAAGUAAAAGUCCCCAUCGAUUCCCCACUCAAUGGAAAUGGGGACCUAAAAUGAUUAUGUGGGGACUUAUUUUUGGAUGGGGACCUAUCAGGCCUGUGCCGGAAAAUCAAAACCCGGAAAACGGAAAGUCGGAAAAUUUCCGGAUUUUUUGAACCGGAAAUCCGGAAAAUUCGGAAAAUUUUUCAAAGUCUGAAAUAUCGAUUUCCAGCCUUAAGUUGGCACUAAAACUUAUUUUUAUCUACAAUUCUUCUAUUCACAGGUAAUUUAGUAACUAUUUGAGACGUCUUACGUUCAAAAAAUAGUAAAAUUUGAAAAAUUGAAAAAAAAAUUUCCGCAAAUUUCAUUUUUUCUAUCAUAAACUGAGAAAAUUUUCCAAAAUUUAGGCGAUUUUGAAAAUAUUACUACUAGAGAUCAUUUCCGGAUUUUCCGAGCACAUUUUCCGGAAAACCGGAAAAUUGAUUUUUCCGUGAAAAAACCGGAAAAUCCGGAAAUUCGGAAAAUUUCCGGCACAGGCCUGGGACCUAUAUUGGGAUGGGACUUAUAUUUGUAUGUGGGGGCCUAUUUUCAUAUAAUUUUAAUAGAGUUGGGGGCUUUUAUUUCGAUCAUAGGGUAUUUCGGAAAAAAAGGUCCCCACCACUAUCAUUUUGAGCCCCCACGUGUCAACUCAAUUUUAGGUCCCCACCAACAAGAUUUCUGACUAUAAAAAGGUGGGAACCUAUAAUAUGUCUGACUAGUGGGGGCUUAAAAUGACAUUGGUGGGGGCCUGUUCUACGAUUCAUCCAGUUUUUCUUAUAAGGGACCUCAUCAUACCCAAUUUUUUUUCAGAAACCAUCUGUACCCAACCUCUUCGAGUUGGAAACUGUGAUCGAUCAGUUCGCCGAUAUUGGUAUUCAGCCGCAACUCGAGAAUGUCAAUCUUUCGAAUACACUGGAUGUCAGGGGAACGACAAUAACUUCGAGACACUGGUAGAUUGUCAGACUUUUUGCAGAAAUGCAGCGCGUAAGUUAUGACGUGGCAAGGCUACUUCAAGAUCUAGAUUUCUCUAAAUCAUCUUGAAUUUUCAGCCGAGCCUCGCUGCCCUCAAGGUCAAGCCUACAAAGACAACCAAGGCAAAUUUGUACAAUGCUCCGCCAAUCGUCAAUCCUCCUCGUGUCCCGCGAACUACGAAUGCUACUUCGACGGAAACAUGCACGGAUGUUGUCCCACAAAAGCAUUUACCUGUAGCCUAGCCCCAUCUCCUGGAAAAACUUGUGGACCUGGUGUCUCCUUCAAAUACCACUACAACUCCCAAACCCAAGAAUGCGAGUCUUUCGAAUAUUUGGGAUGUGACGGAAAUUCGAAUACCUUCGCUUCCCGCGCAGAAUGUGAAAAUUACUGUGGCGUUGGUGGAUGUACGAAUGGUGGAUCUCCGUUGAGAGAUAGCAACGGUGCACUUCAAUCCUGUUCAGAGCGAGAUGGCGGAUGUCCAUCAUCUCAUGAAUGUCAAGGUGUUAGCCUAAACGCAGAUAUGGUCUCCUACAGGUGUUGUCCAACAAAAAGUGAGUUUCACUGCGAGCUAUGACGUGGAUUAUGUUUUUUUUUCCAGCCUACAUCUGUGGUCUUCCACCACAACAAGGUUCAUCUCUCUGUGCCGGUGGUCUCACAGUCGUAACUCGCUAUUAUUUCAACAUUGUAACUCGCAAAUGCUCUCCCUUCGUCUACAAUGGUUGUGAUGGAAAUCCGAACAAUUUUGCCUCACUCAAUCAAUGCAAUAAUUUCUGUAUGGCUUCGGCUUGUAAUGCGGGAGAUGUUGUGUAUUUGAAUCCGAAUACAGCUUUGCCGAUUUCGUGUAACGAUGAAUUACAGAACAAUUGUCCGAAAAACUUUCAAGUUAGCUAAGAUCUUUAACUUCAAAUUCUACUAGUGUUUUUUUUCAGUGUAUCUACGAUGGUUUGACAGAUCAAAGUGUUUGUUGUGGAGCUACAGACAUGGGAGUAUGUCCAGAAAAUGAGAAGGCUUAUCUGAACGCUAUGGAUGGAACAGUUCGAGAAUGUUUGAUAAAUGAGCAUAAUUCGUGUCCGAAGGAUUAUCUUUGUCGAUUCAACGCCAUUAAAAAUCGCUAUUUUUGCUGUGGAAGUUUGACGAAGCGAAGUAAGCUCUACCCUGAUCCCUUCAGAUUUUUAAAAAAAAAUUUUCCUCAGAUUAUUGCCCAGUCGGUCGUGCACCCUACAAAGAGCAGACGAGUCUCCAACCGAUGCGUUGCACAAUGCACGCGGCCACUUCCGCAUGUCCCGAUGGUUUUCAAUGUCUCAGCGAUUUGAAAGACGCACUUCAGGGCUAUUGCUGCUCGGUGUCAGAGAUCUGUCCACAUCGUGAGGAAUAUUAUAUUGAUGAGAAUUCGGGAAUGCCGAGAAGUUGUACGAUUGGACAUUUUGUGACGUGUCCGGCCGGAUUUCAGUGUAUGGCACCUUUCGACGGAAGCAUGGGAUAUUGUUGCAAGUAAGUCGACGGGAUUUCUUGUAGAUAGUGCUGGGUUCAAUUUUUCCAGAGGCGAACAACAAAUCACCGCUUCCGAUGGUUGUCCACCCGGCGAAAUUGUUUACAUGGAGCGCAACGAAGUCGUCGCUUGCGAUCCCUUCAACCCACAAAACCAGGGAUGUCCCACAACUUUCUCGUGUCAAUGGUCGAUUCGAACACAACGAUAUCAAUGUUGUGGAAGUGAUCCGCUACCAACUCCGAUGGAAAGUGAGUUUUCUAUUAUUAUUAUUAUAUUGCUCGGCUCUAUCACAAUAUAUGGGACCCAUGGAAAUAUAUGGGUCCGUAAAAACAUAUAAGGGUCCCUCAGAAAUAUAAGGGUACGUGAAUUUUUUUAUGGGUCCCAAAAAAAUAUAAGGGUCCGUUAUUUUUUUUUGAGGGUCCAUUAAAAAAAAGUAUUUUUUCUAAUUUCAAUUAUUUAUUUUUGGUGAUUUUUUGUAAUUUUUUCACAUUUUUUUAGCCAGUCAAUAUUUUUCUAGGGGGUUUACUAAGCCUAAGCCUAAAAUAAUAGAGAAAUUUUGAAUCCUCUGGUAACUCUAUUUUCGGCUUUUCAGCUUCAUAAUUAGGCUUAGGCUUAGUAAACCCCCGAAAAUACAAAGAAUCGUCAAAAAAUCAAGAAAAAUACAACAAAACAGUUGAAAAUUUAAAAAACCACGCAUUUUUCCUCCAAAAAUCAAAAAAAUCAGACCUAUGAAAAAAAUCACGGACCUUUAAAAAAAUUUACGGACCCUUUUAUUUUUUUGCGACCCAUAAAAAAAUUCACGGACCUUUAUAUUUCUGAGGGACCCUGAUAUGUUUUUACGGACCCCUAUAUUUUUUACGGACCCAUAUAUUUCCAUGGGACCCAUAUAUUGCGAUAGAGCCUAUUGCUCAUGUUAAUUUUGAAUCUGAGGUUCAUCUUUAUAAAGAAAAAAAUUUCUAGACGAUGGCUGUCCUGCUCGUCAAAUCGCCUUCACCGAUCCGGACACCAAAAAACCAAAAGUCUGCACAUCUGCCACAAAUUCUUGCCCAUCCGGCUACUUCUGCCAAUUCUCCAAUCAAAACAAACAAUUCCAAUGUUGCGGAAUGCCUAGUGAUUGUCCAGUUUUAAUGGUCGCCUUCAUCGGAAUAUCCGGUGAAGCCCAGGCUUGUUCAAUGAACGGCGGUCAGGCGUGUCCGGAUGGUUUUUCGUGUGUUCAAGGCAAAAGUGGAUUUGAAUUGUGUUGCGCGGGUGGAGAGAGUGAGUUAAUUUUAAAUUUUUUUUUUUGAAUUUUUAAAUUUUUAAAAUGUAGCUUGUGACGCCUCUCAAAUCUCGGUAAAUGGUGUCUGCAUGUCUCGAAUUAUAAUUGGUGAGGCUUGCGAAGAUUCGCUUCAAUGUAUUGGUGGAAGUUUGUGUGCUGUUGGGAAAUGUCGAUGUCCCACGGGAACCGAUGAGCAGAAUCAACAAUGUGUUGAGGGGACACGGGCGGCGCCAAAGGAGGUUCCAGUGUUGAGUGAGUGGGUGGUCCUAUGACGUGGCAAUUAAAGGCAGUUUGACAAUUAUUCCGGUUUUCCUCAAAGCUUAGUGUCAAAAAUAGUAGUUUAUUAUGAAACGAACCAGUGAAAAAAUUCCGAAAUCAUGAAAGUUAAUACGAGCUGAGAAAAUCCUGUGUUUUCAAAAUUUCAAAUUGCCCCCACGUCCAGCGGAUUUGUGUGUGUGCAAACACCGCGACGCACUAUUGCACAGGACUUCACAAUAUUUCAUCUCUAUCUUUUGUUUGGUUCAAGUUUGGCCCGGUUAAAGUCAGAGGCUUCGUGGGUGGUCUCCGUCAACCGGAAUAGCUGUCUGACCGCCUUUAAAAAUUGAAUUUCAUUUCACAAAAAUCACAAUUUUUACUUUUCAAAAGGAUUAUCCUUUUGAGAAGCCAAAUUUCUCAAGAAGCCUUUUUUUUCAAAAUCUAAUCCUUAACAUGAGCAAUAUUUUUCUAGAAUGCUCCGAUAAACAAAUCAAAAUCAACGACGAAUGUUUACCAAUCGUAACCCUCGGUCGAUCUUGCGUUCAUACCGCGCAAUGUCAAGGACUCGGUCAAUGUAUCGAAGGUGUUUGCGAUUGCGACGAAAAUUCGACACGCCGCGCAAAUCGCUGUGAAAAGGUCAUCAAGCAAAUUCAACCACCACAAACAUCUACAGUAUCAUCGAAUAGGGUUACUGUGGCAUCAGUGCCCGCUCUUCAAAUGCCAGUGAUUAAUGAGGGAAUCUGCCCGGCUCCUCGAGUCCCAUAUUUGUCGAAUGGUAUAGCUAGAGCAUGUUUGAGUGGGCAACCGUGUCCUGUUGGAUUCACAUGUUUGUGGAGCCCACAGGCUAAGAAUUAUUUCUGUUGUGCUGCGAACAAAGUCACGAUGAAAACCAAUGGUGAGUCCUAGAGAUCUUCAAAAUCCUAAAAUUUUUAAUCUCCAGUUCUCAAAGAUGUUUGUGAUGGUGGAGAAGCGCUGAUCUUCCCGGCCACUAAAACUCCCGUAAUUUGCACAAGAUUCACCUCAUGUCCCCCUGGUUAUUUCUGCCGAAAAUCCCCGAAAACUCGACAAACCUAUUGCUGUAAAAAACGACAACCAAUGAAUAUGCAAAGUUAUAUUAUACAGGUAAAAUAUUAGCCCAACUUGAUAAGAGAAUUGAUAAGAGAAUUAGCCUAACUUGAAUAUUUGUUCCAGAUAAAGACUAUCAACACUACAAAGAAGCCACAACCUGCUCAAAGUCCUCAAAUUUUCAUGCAUCCUGGACGACGAGUCCAAGCUUCAAAAAGCUCAAACAAAAAAUCCGGCAAGAAAACCUGUGAAAAAUGUGAAGCCUAUGAAAAGCGCCGCUCAAAAGCGGGUGUGUCCCCCGAAUCAGGUGUUGCUAGAAGUUGAAGUUAAUCGUAAAAUCAUUCAAAGAUGUCGUAAGUCACUUUUUCAAGUUAAAAAUUCAAAUAAAAUCCAUAAAAAUUUCAGAGUCUUCAUGUCCUUUAUCAAUGCAAAAUGUGGAUGGAGUUUGUAGAAUAAAUCGACUCAGAAAAUCGAAUAAUUCAUAA
Molecule: messenger RNA, 15142 nt
Organism: Caenorhabditis angaria
Lineage: Eukaryota; Metazoa; Nematoda; Chromadorea; Rhabditida; Rhabditidae
Source: the annotation of a GenBank genome assembly